This is a messenger RNA of Prunus avium (sweet cherry), 1138 nucleotides long. NCBI's taxonomy places the organism in Eukaryota, Viridiplantae, Streptophyta, Magnoliopsida, Rosales, Rosaceae. The record is from RefSeq and is a predicted model, not a curated record.
UAUUUCUCUGAUAUCAUGGAUGCUUUUGCAGUUGGUGCUACGCUAGUACUGCUUGUACAUUCUGUUCUGCAUCAAGAAGUGCAUGGAGGACUUGUAGGGAGUGAUAUCGACGGCUGUGAUGUUUCUCAAGGCAACUGGGUUUUUGAUGAUUCAUAUCCUCUUUAUGCCGCGCCUAGCUGCCCCUUCCUUGAGAAGGUGUUUGACUGCGUAAAGAAUGGUCGCCCUGAUAGAGACUACCUCAAAUAUAGAUGGCAGCCCUCUGCCUGCAGCUUACCAAGAUUCGAUGGUAGUCGUUUGUUGACAGAACUUAGAGGGAAAAGCAUCAUGUUUAUCGGGGACUCGUUGAGUUUGAACCAAUGGCAGUCACUUACCUGCAUGCUUUAUACAUCUGUUCCAGAGGCCAAAUACACAUCGGUUAGGACUGGAGGACUCUCCACAUUCACAUUCCCGGAAUACAAUGUUAAACUGUUGUUCUCCCGCAAUGCCUUAAUUGUGAACAUUGUACGCACACCUGAUGGCCGAAUCCUAAAACUUGACUCAAUCUCAACUCAAGAUGACAAACUGUGGUCGGGAGUCGACGUAUUGAUCUUCGACACGUGGCAUUGGUGGGUUCACACCGGCAGAAAGCAACCAUGGAACUUUAUUCAAGUGGGGAAUGAAACUUAUAAGGACAUGGAUCGCUUGGUUGCAUAUGAGAAGGCAUUGAACACUUGGGCAACAUGGGUAGACUCCAAUGUGGACUCAAACAAAACCAAGGUCUUCUUCCAGGGUGUUUCUCCAGAUCAUAGCAAUGGAAGAGAGUGGGGUGAUCCUCAAGCAAAUAACUGCAGUGCACAAUCAGAACCGCUACCAGGUCCAAACUAUCCAGGAGAAGCACAUCCAGCAGAGAAAGUAGUAGAGAAAGUGUUACGGAACGUGUCAAAGCCAGUCCAUUUGCUGAAUGUUACAACUCUUUCACAACUUAGAAAAGAUGGGCACCCGUCUGUCUACGGCCUUGGUGGGCACAGGGGCUUGGACUGCACCCAUUGGUGUUUAGCCGGAGUACCUGAUACUUGGAAUGUGCUUCUUUAUGCAGCUCUUAUUCAAAAUUAGGCGUUCUUUAUAUCCCAAAGAACGAUUUUUUUUUUUUGUUUUACAA